AUGGCGACGGAGUUAUGCUUGGCGAGUCCAAGAAUCUCCUUUUCCCAAGGUAUUCCUACCGCUUCCGCCGGAGGCGGCGAAAGCCAGCGAUCCGAUGGUUCCCUGCCGCUAGAACCAGUGGCGGGCGAUUUCAACUUCAGCAUUGGCUCGCAGAUCUCGGCCGAUCACGCAUCCAAUGCCGAUGAGCUCUUCUCUAACGGUAAGAUACUCCCCUUCUUCAAGAACCCCGGCCCAGCUGAAAACAAACCAGCCAGCCAGGUUCCACGGCGGAUCUUCGAUCGCCGCGGUAGUCUCCGAGAGCUUAUUGAAUCCUCCACUGGAUCUGGCGACGGAAACCCUUCAGCAGCCGGCGAUCUUCGUGGAGCGGGCCGGCGAUCGUUCUGGCGGUUCGGUCGAAGCAGCAGCGUGGGUAGCGUGGCUGAUCAUGGCUCGAUCUUUUCUUUGCCUCUAAACCGCUGCAAAUCCACCGGUUCGUACCCCAAUCCGGCUUACCAGCAGCCGCAGAUCGCUCGGACUAUGCUCGGUAGCUUGAAAAUUAGGUCAAAUUCGAAUCAGAGGAAGACUUAUUACUUCACCGGAAGCCAAAGAGGUUCCCACGGUGGCGCGGUUCGGAUCAACCCCAUUCUAAAUGUGCCGGCCCCUAUCAUCCCAUCGGGCGGCGGCGGAGGCGGUAGCGACUCCGGCGCUUCUAACGGCGCCAUCGGCGGCAUCUUCGCUUACCUACUCUGCAAUUGCGGCGGCCAAGGGAAGCGCGAUGAGUUCGGGGAUUUCCUCAACCCAUCGCAACGGAACGGGACGGCAAGCGUCACCUUUGCUGGUUAG
Molecule: messenger RNA, 822 nt
Organism: Dendrobium catenatum
Lineage: Eukaryota; Viridiplantae; Streptophyta; Magnoliopsida; Asparagales; Orchidaceae
Exons: 1
Coding region: 1-822 (273 amino acids)
Source: RefSeq, a predicted model, not a curated record